CUGGAGACGGACUGGGAAUCCAUCCUGCAGAUCUGCGACAUGAUCCGGCAGGGAGACACCCAAGCAAAAUAUGCCGUCAACGCAAUCAAGAAGAAAGUCAAUGACAAAAAUCCCCACGUGGCUCUCUACGCGCUGGAGGUCAUGGAAUCAGUGGUUAAAAACUGCGGCCAAACAGUCCAUGACGAGGUGGCCAAUAAACAGACUAUGGAGGAACUGAAAGAAAUACUCAAGAGGCAAGUGGAGACCAGUGUCCGCAGUAAGAUCCUGUACCUUAUCCAGGCCUGGGCUCACGCCUUCCGCAAUGAGCCCAAGUACAAGGUGGUGCAGGACACCUAUCAGAUAAUGAAGGUUGAAGGUCACGUAUUCCCGGAGUUCAAGGAGAGCGAUGCCAUGUUCGCAGCAGAACGGGCUCCGGACUGGGUGGAUGCUGAGGAGUGCCACCGAUGUCGAGUGCAGUUUGGGGUUGUGACACGGAAGCAUCAUUGCAGGGCCUGUGGUCAGAUCUUCUGUGGGAAGUGCUCUUCCAAGUAUUCCACCAUCCCAAAGUUCGGGAUUGAGAAGGAAGUGAGGGUCUGCGAGCCCUGCUACGAGCAUCUCAACAAGAAAGCUGAGGGUAAAGCUGCUGCCACCUCUGAGCUGCCCCCCGAGUACCUGACCAGUCCCCUCUCUCAGCAGUCCCAGCUGCCUCCAAAGCGUGAUGAGACAGCGCUGCAAGAGGAGGAGGAGCUGCAGCUCGCUAUUGCCUUGUCUCAGUCAGAGGCCGAGGAGAAGGAGAGAAUGAGGCAGAAAACAACCUAUUCCAUGUACCCGAAGGCUGAGCCCGCUCCUGUCACGUCCUCGGCUCCCCCGGUCAGCACGCUCUACUCCCCGCCCGUGAAUUCCUCUGCUCCCUUGGCUGAGGAUUUUGACCCGGAGCUGGCUCGGUACCUGAACCGCAACUACUGGGAGAAGAAGCAAGAGGAGGUUCGCAAGAGCCCCACUCCAUCAGCACCCCUGUCUGUCGCGGAGCCGGCUGCCCAGCCUGGGGAGGCCCAUCCUGCCCCGCUCGGUGUCGUGGAGGUAGGAGGGGGCCUGGACGUGUGCCGGGCAGCCCCUGAGGGGCAAGGAGCACCCGGCUCCUUGGUGCAGCCCGGUGACGGGGCGCUGCAGGCUUGCUGCUGUCUCACCGGGGUCAGCAUUGCCAGGAUGGAGCCUCUAUGGAGAGCAGGCAGUUUGGUGCACAGGGCAGUUGGAGUGCUGUGCCCCAAGCAGGUCCCUGAGGCGUCUCUUCCCCCCCCAGUGUACUACGAGGGCCUGCAGGACAAACUGGCCCAGAUCCGGGACGCGCGUGGGGCCCUGAACGCGCUGCGGGAGGAGCACCAGGAGAAGCUGCGCCGUGCAGCGGAGGAGGCAGAGCGCCAGCGCCAGAUCCAGCUGGCCCAGAAGCUGGAGAUCAUGAGGCAGAAGAAGCAGGAAUACCUGGAGAUGCAGCGUCAGUUGGCCAUCCAGCGACUGCAGGAGCAGGAGAAGGAGAGGCAGAUGCGCCUGGAACAGCAGAAGCAGACCAUCCAGAUGCGAGCCCAGAUGCCAGCCUUUUCCCUGCCUUAUGCCCAAGUAUGUCUGCAGGGCCAGAGCCUUCCUGCCCAGUCCCAGGGGACGUGGCCUAGAGCUGCUUCUCUUCCCUCAACAGCUCCGGGCACGGGGCCAUACACUGCCAUGCCCGUCGCAGGGACAGAUCCCAGCAUGGUGAAUGCCUACAUGUACCAGGCAGGGGCAGGCGGCGGGCAGGCAGUGCAGCAGGGCCCCACGGUGCCCACCACCACCCCUGCAUACUCAUCCUACCAGCCAACCUCAACACAGGGCUACCAGAGCGCGGCCUCACAGUCACAGAGCAUCCCGGCCAUCUCCCAAGCCCCUCAGUCGGGUGCCAUGGGUUACAUGGGCACCCAGUCGGUCUCCAUGGGCUACCAGCCCUACAGCAUGCAG
Molecule: messenger RNA, 1965 nt
Organism: Nestor notabilis (Kea)
Lineage: Eukaryota; Metazoa; Chordata; Aves; Psittaciformes; Psittacidae
Gene: HGS
Product: hepatocyte growth factor-regulated tyrosine kinase substrate
Exons: 17
Molecular function (GO): ubiquitin binding; phosphatidylinositol binding; metal ion binding
Source: RefSeq, a predicted model, not a curated record